CUCAAGCAGUCGUUUUACCGACUUCAAAAUAAAUCCGUGUAGAAACAAACCGACCAAUUGGUUCCUAGACAAGAGGUCCGGCGCUGUUAUACUUUUCGCGCCAUUUAAAACACAGUCGCGGUCUGAAAUCUGAGCUGUUUUCCGGGAACAUGCGACGAACAAGGAGUUGCCGGGACAAGUCUGUGGCAGAUUCAGGCAGUGAAGCUUCAGAGGCGAAGACGGUUUGGCAGUGGAAAGGAGAUGAAGGUGAAUGGGAACCGUAUCCUCCAGAGGUCUGCGAACAGCUGGAUGCAGCAAAGCAGGCUGGUGAAAAGUCUGUUUCGUUGGGGCUUGGACCUGGUUACGUAGUGGAUCUUGUGCAAAUGACUCAGACCAAUACUGUCAGCAAGUACAAACGAAAAAUACGCCUUCAGAAAGUGAAGUCAGAAGAUCUGAUUGAAGGGAAUGCUCUGAAUGGUAAUAAAGGAGUAGCAGGAAUUGUUCAGAUUAAAGAAGAAAAAGAGGAGGAAGAGGAGCAGCCCGUUUCCAAGAAAAGACGCAAUGAAGGGAGGAGUCAGAAAGCGAACAAAGCCAAACCUGUGGUAAAAGAAGAAUGUGAAGAGGUUGUGAAGACACUGGUUAUGAAGGGCAAAGCCCCUGUUGAUCCAGAAUGCAAGGCUAAAUUGGGAAAGGCACACGUCUACAACGAGGGUGCUGAUGUGUAUGAUGUUAUGCUCAAUCAGACUAAUCUCCAGUUCAACAAUAAUAAAUAUUAUCUGAUCCAGCUUCUUGAAGAUGACAGUGCAAAGGCCUACAGUGUGUGGUUGAGGUGGGGACGAGUGGGCAAAGUAGGACAGAACAAUCUGGUUAGCUGUGGGGCAAAUCUAGCACAGGCCAAAGACACCUUCAAAAAGAAAUUUUUUGACAAGACCAAGAAUGAGUGGGAGCAUAGAGCAAGUUUUGAGAAAGUUGCAGGAAAAUAUGACAUGGUAUUUAUGGACUACAGCACUGAAGACAAGGAGGUGGAUAAAGCUGUGGUUCCCUCUGCUACUCAAAAAAAGCCCUGCCAACUGCACAGCAAGGUCCAGUCUCUCCUAGAGCUCAUUUGUGACCUCAAAGCCAUGGAGGAGUGUGUGCUGGAGAUGAAGUUUGACACCAAAAAAGCCCCGCUCGGAAAACUAACAGCAGAGCAAAUUCGUGCUGGCUAUGCCUCAUUGAAAAGAAUUGAGGAGUGUUUGAAGAAGAAAGGGAGUAACAAGGAGCUUUUGGACGCAUGCAAUCAGUUUUACACCCGCAUCCCUCAUGAUUUUGGGUUGCGGACACCACCUAUAAUUCGCUCAGAGGAGGAGCUGAAGGAGAAAAUUUCUUUGCUCGAGACACUAAGUGACAUUCAGAUAGCGGUUAAAAUGGUUCAGUCUAAUGUUCAGAGUGACGAGCAUCCUUUAGACAGACAGUAUCACUCUCUAAACUGCCAACUGCAACCACUGGAUUCUGACAGCAAGGAGUACAAGGUUAUAGAGACAUAUCUCAAGUCUACCCAUGCACCCACCCAUACUGACUACACAAUGACUAUUCUGGAUGUCUUUGCUGUGGAACGAGAGGGCGAGAAGGACAGCUUCAACUCUGAGCUGCAAAACAGGAUGCUCCUGUGGCACGGCUCUCGUCUGACAAACUGGGUGGGGAUCCUGAGUCAGGGUCUGCGAGUGGCCCCUGCAGAGGCUCCUGUGACCGGAUACAUGUUCGGUAAGGGGAUCUAUUUCGCAGACAUGUCAUCCAAAAGUGCCAAUUACUGCUUUGCCAGUCAGAAGAACAACCAGGGACUCCUGUUGCUGAGCGAGGUUGCCCUUGGGGAUAGUAAUGAACUUUUGGACGCAGAUUACAAUGCCGACCAACUGCCUUCUGGAAAGCAUAGCACAAAAGGUCUGGGCCAAACUGCACCAGACCCCAAAAAAUCAGUUGCAUUGAACGGUGUGACUGUGCCCAUGGGACCCUCUGUGAAGACUGGUGUGGGCCAGAAAGGAGGAUACUCUCUCCUUUAUAAUGAGUACAUUGUUUAUAACCCUGCUCAGAUCCAGAUGAAGUACCUCCUGAGAGUUCAGUUUAACUUCUCUUCACUGUGGUGAGCUUCACAUUUUGGACACUGACAGUCUGAACAGUUUGAGGUGAAG
This is a messenger RNA of Danio aesculapii, 2147 nucleotides long. RefSeq names its product poly (ADP-ribose) polymerase 2 (gene parp2). Gene Ontology annotation, molecular function: NAD+ poly-ADP-ribosyltransferase activity; zinc ion binding. NCBI's taxonomy places the organism in Eukaryota, Metazoa, Chordata, Actinopteri, Cypriniformes, Danionidae. The record is from RefSeq and is a predicted model, not a curated record. The transcript is spliced from 18 exons. Bases 150 to 2102 code for a protein of 650 amino acids.